AUGGAGUAUUCUCUGAAACUCUUAAUUCUCUUUAUUCUCUCGCUCUCUAUAAUCUCCUUCUCAACAGCCAUUGACGGCCUUGAAACCACAACUUUCACCACAAAUCUCUCUCCGCCACAGCCAUCACCAACGCUACAACAACAACAACAACAAACAAUCACUUCACCACCACCACAAAUUUCCACCUCCGAUCACUUCCACGACCAUUCUUUAUUUUCACACACGACUCUCCUCGAUCCAAUCCUCUCUCACCUCGGCUUCACUCAACUCGCCAUGGCAGCGCCAUCUCUCUCCGCCGAUUCCACCACCACCGCCUGGUCAGGUCCUUCAACUCUUUUCGCUCCAUCCGAUUCCUCUCUACGUACUUGCUUCUCUUGCUCUAUCCCUAGCCUCCUCCGCGAACACAUCGUUCCCGGUCUCUUCACCAUCGAUUACCUCCGUAAACUCUCUUUCGGUACCAAAAUCGAAACCCUAAGUCCCGGCCGUUGUAUAACAGUCACUUCCACUUCACUCAAAAACGACACCGUCACUCCUUCCACCGUCAAACUCUUCAUAGGAGGCGUAGAGAUCACGCAUCCUGAUCUCUUCAACAACGGUCUCUUAAUCAUUCAUGGAAUCCAAGGCUAUAUUGCACCACUCUCUCCAUUCUCCUGCGAUGUUGAGAGAUUGAGCUCUCUUUCUUUUCCUUUUCAAGAGCGCGUAACCCCUCACGUGACCUCAACUACUCAUCAACAGGGUAUCGGUACUCUGGUGCAGCCUGCUAUAAUGCGCCUGAUGUUACGUGACGCAAUGCUUAGGUUACGUAAUAAUGGAUUCACUAUUCUCUCUCUUGCAUUGAGAGUGAAGUAUCCUGAGCUAGUCAAUUUGGCUAACAUGACUGUGUUUGCUCUUGAUGACGUGUCGAUCUUCUCUGGAUCGCAUGGGUAUAUUAACAGUGUGAGGUUUCACAUUGUGCCUAAUCAUUACUUGAGUAUUGCUGAUUUAGAGAGGCUUCCUGUGGGGGCUACUUUGCCUACACUGGAGAGAGGUCAGGCUUUGGUGGUUACUUCUGCUGGUGGAUUCAAUGUGGCGGUGCCGAUGAGGAUUAACUAUGUGAGAGUUAAGUUGCCGGAUGUGAUGAAGAAUUUGAAGAUUGUUGUUCAUUCAGUUUACUUGCCUUUCCCAAGGAUUCAUCCCACUUCUGCUGCUGCUUUUGACGAGUUGAUGGGCGGUGCUGGCGGAGGAGAGAAUGUGGGGGUGCCUCAUGAGGCAGCGGAAGAUGGUGCUUGUUCUGCAGCUUUUGAGGAGGAUGGUAGUUGUGGGAUGCUGCCACCUAUGCCUGCUCAGGUCAAGCCAUCUGUGGUGGUGGAAAGCGAUGAAGAUCACCAUGGCCUCUAG
Messenger RNA from Dovyalis caffra, 1377 nucleotides. The record is from the annotation of a GenBank genome assembly. Lineage: Eukaryota; Viridiplantae; Streptophyta; Magnoliopsida; Malpighiales; Salicaceae.